Theobroma umbraticum is the source of this 1455-nucleotide messenger RNA. Its product is annotated as 1-aminocyclopropane-1-carboxylate oxidase homolog 1-like. The record is from RefSeq and is a predicted model, not a curated record. Lineage: Eukaryota; Viridiplantae; Streptophyta; Magnoliopsida; Malvales; Malvaceae.
UUCUCAAUUUGCACAUACAAUUUCCUUCUGGUCACUUUCAAUCUUUUGUCGUUAUCCGAAAAAUCUUCUUUCCCUUCUAUUUAUUCCAAAUGCCUUGAUUGUCAAUAUUAAAUUUGUAUUGAGCAAAGAGGCUACCUCCCAAAACAAGAGAAAUGGUGAUAGCCAACACAGGUGAAGUUCAGACUACAUCAAAACAUGAGUAUGACAGAGCAAGUGAAGUUAAAGCAUUCGAUGACACAAAAGCGGGCGUCAAAGGACUCGUGGAUGCUGGAAUUACUGAGGUUCCUCGCAUGUUUCAUCAACCACCAGAUAAGUUUGAGAGAACCUCUGUUCCAGGUGACGCCCAGGUUAGUAUUCCUGUUAUAAACCUUGAUAGAGUGAAGGAGGAUCCAAUUACUCGCAAGGAGAUUGUUGAAGAAGUCCGUGAUGCGUCAAAGAAAUGGGGUUUUUUUCAAAUUAUUAACCAUGGGAUUCCAGUGGGUGUUCUAGAGGAUAUUAAGCAUAGUGUUCGUAGGUUUUUCGAGCAAGAUGUCGAGGUCAAGAAACAGUUCUACACUCGUGAUAAUAUGAAAAAGGUGGUCUACAAUUGCAAUUUUGAUCUGCAUACUGCCCCGGCAGCUAACUGGAGAGAUUCUGUUUUUUGCACUGUGGCUCCUGAUCCUCCUAAGCUGGAAGAGCUGCCAGAACCAUUCAGGGAUAUAAUGGUGGAGUACUCAAACCGGUUAAUGAGUUUGGGAUAUUUACUCUUUGAGUUAAUAUCAGAAGCUCUUGGGCUGAAUCCUGACCACCUGGUGAAGAUAGAUUGUGCUAAAGGUCUUGGUGUGCUGUCCCAUUACUAUCCGGCGUGUCCGCAGCCAGAAUUGACUCUGGGGGCUAGCAAGCAUGCUGACAGUGACUUCCUCACCGUGCUUCUACAAGACCAUGUUGGGGGCCUCCAAGUUCUUCAUGGAAAUCAGUGGAUUGAUGUACCUCCAACCCCUGGGGCUUUAGUAGUUAACAUAGGAGAUCUUUUACAGCUUAUAUCAAAUGACAGUCUUUUAAGCGUGGAGCACAGGGUACUAGCAAACUCAGUAGGACCUAGAGUAUCGGUGGCAUGCUUUUUUGUCACAGGUUUUCAGCCAAACCCAAGACUAUAUGGACCUAUUAAGGAGUUGUUAACGGAAGACAAUCCUCCGAAAUACAGGGAAACUACUGUGAUAGACUAUCUUACCCACUUCAACAGAAAAGGCCUAGAUGGAACGUCUGCCCUGCUGCAUUUCAGGCUAUGAACUAAUCCGUGAAGACAAAAGGGAGCAUUUGCAUAAUAGAUAGUUUCUGAACUAUGUACUUUGGCACUUCUCUGUAAUGUUUUCUAUCAUGAUAUCUAGAAUUAGAAAAGGACGUGAUGGUUGUAUAUCCAAUUUAUAGACACAAGUAAUAUUUGAUUGUUGUGUCUUUCUGCUUUGGUCACUGAAA